AGAAACGUUCGCGAGAUACUAAUCGUUCUCGUACGUUAACACCGGCUACCUAGUUUCCUUGUGGCCGUCUAGUCGAUUCGAUCGCGUUCUAUGUCGCUGCUGCAACGCCGCACGUCAGGGUGAUUCUGCCGAGUGCGGAAAAGGAUAAAGAGGAAUACGUUACGACGUGGUAUAACCUCUGAAAUUUUGCGUUUUCUAUCGACCGUGCUUCGAUAGAGGUGAAUUUAUAAGUAACAGUGAGGUAAUAGUUUGACAGUUGACUAUUUUGACUACGUGCCGAUUACUCUCAUUUAGAGGUUACCGGUACGUCUUAACCAUUGUUUUUUCUUUCGUCCCGAAUACGUGAACUGUACUGCGGUUUGAUUGUCGUGUUGUUACUCUACUGUUCGACUAUAUCAAGAAUUGACAAUGGGCGGAUGCACUUCCAAGGACACGGCUUCGGCCGACGACAAGAAAAACAACAUGGUAGACCAAGCAGUCCUUGACAAACUGGAGGCUGGCUACGCCAAGCUGGCUGCUUCCGACAGCAAGUCUUUGCUGAAGAAGUAUCUGACCAAGGAAGUCUUUGACCAGCUGAAGACUAAGAAGACCUCCUUUGGUUCCACCCUGCUGGACGUUAUCCAGUCCGGUCUGGAGAAUCACGACUCCGGAGUUGGUAUCUAUGCUCCUGAUGCUGAAGCAUACACCGUCUUCGCCGACCUUUUCGACCCCAUCAUCGAGGACUACCAUGGUGGAUUCAAGAAGACUGACAAGCACCCUCCCAAGGACUUUGGCGAUGUCGAUACUCUUGGCAAUCUUGACCCUUCUGGUGAGUACAUCGUGUCCACCCGUGUCAGGUGCGGACGUUCCCUCGAGGGGUACCCCUUCAACCCCUGCCUGACCGAGGCUCAGUACAAGGAGAUGGAAGAGAAGGUAUCCAGCACCCUCUCUGGACUCGAGGGCGAACUCAAGGGUACUUUCUACCCACUCACCGGAAUGAGCAAGGAGGUCCAGCAGAAGCUGAUCGACGACCACUUCCUCUUCAAGGAGGGUGACCGUUUCCUCCAGGCAGCCAAUGCUUGCCGAUUCUGGCCCACCGGACGUGGUAUCUACCACAACGAUGCCAAGACCUUCCUGGUCUGGUGCAACGAGGAGGAUCAUCUUCGUAUCAUCUCUAUGCAGAUGGGCGGUGACCUGGGCCAGGUUUACCGUCGUCUGGUGACUGCCGUCAACGACAUCGAGAAGCGCCUUCCCUUCUCCCACAAUGACCGUCUUGGUUUCCUGACCUUCUGCCCGACAAAUCUGGGUACGACGGUGCGCGCCUCUGUGCACAUCAAGGUACCCAAGCUGGCCGCAAACAAGGCUAAGCUCGAGGAGGUCGCCUCCAAGUUCAACCUCCAGGUGCGCGGAACCCGCGGUGAGCACACCGAGGCCGAAGGUGGCAUCUACGACAUCUCCAACAAGCGACGUCUCGGACUCACCGAGUACCAGGCCGUCAAGGAAAUGCACGACGGCAUCGCGGAGCUCAUCAAGAUCGAGAAGGAACUGUAAAGUGGUUUCCUUUCCAUAUCCUAGAUACUACCCUCCCCAUGUUGUUGUCACUGUUGGCCACCACGCGUCCCCGAAGUUCCUGGAGACGAGGAUGAGCUCGAUCGUAUUGCGAUACAAGAAAGAGAACUUCUAGGGUAAUUACGUGUCUUUGGUAAUACGUAAUUCUUAAAACUUAUCCUUAGCGCGUUAGAGGAGGCUUGCUCCUAGAGUUCGUCUUCGGGUUACUCCUCAUCUCCUUUAUUUUUCUUAUCCCUCCCCUUCGCCAUCUACCACUUGACACUCACACACAACACGUGAUAUUUACUACUAUUGUGAAUUACGUUUAAAGAGUUCCUUUUAAUUAACGUAUACCAAAAAAGAGAAAGAAACGAAAGAGAACGCGAAGAUCAAUAAAGAGAGGAAGAGGAGGAAGAUGAAGAAACGAAGAAGAACAUCUUUAAGGAUCGAGCAGCUUUGUACUAUGUGCAUUGUAAACGUCAGUAUUUUGUUUUUAUGUUUAACAAUGUAUUCGGAGUACACGAGGUUACACUCAUUAUUUCGCUUUUCUUCUGUUGAUUUUCUUUACUCUAAUUUCACUUUGCAAAAGUCUCUCGUUACGAGGGAGGAGACGCGGCAACGAUUAAUUCUCUCUUGUUUCCCUCAAAGGCCGGAGCACUCAUUAUAUAAGUUGAAACUUUGCUUUUAUUCAUUAAUUGUAAUAUUACUUAAUACUUAUUAUUAAUUAUGAUUAUGAUAUUGUAAUACGUAUGGUAAAUACCCAACACUCGUGUCACAUCACCCCCGCUAGCGCUGCCCGAAAAUUGUGAUGAUUUCUAUUUCGUUAGAAACAAUAUUGUUAUAUUACACUAAUCGUAAGGUACACUGGUUAAUACGGCUUUUCGACCUCGAUGGAUUAGAAUUGCGCGAGGACGCUGUGGCUUGGCGGAUAUCCGAUUUUCUCAGUACAGUAUUCAUCGGAGAAUGAGAAUCCUGAUACUACCGAUGUCUUUUGAGCUCUUGGGGUUGGGGCAGUCGCUAUUUUCUCUGGGAGUUUUAAUUAAAGAAAAAAGAAAAAAAUUCGGGAGAGUCGCCAUACGGCCUGCAGCAAUCCAUAACUGCGCAACAACCAGCUGUACGGAACAAACAAGUUUAGAACACGAAUAAAAAGACAUACACCUUAU
Molecule: messenger RNA, 2690 nt
Organism: Cephus cinctus (wheat stem sawfly)
Lineage: Eukaryota; Metazoa; Arthropoda; Insecta; Hymenoptera; Cephidae
Gene: Argk1
Product: arginine kinase
Exons: 4
Coding region: 409-1530 (373 amino acids)
Biological process (GO): phosphocreatine biosynthetic process
Molecular function (GO): creatine kinase activity
Source: RefSeq, a predicted model, not a curated record